UGCAUAAGAACUAAAGAGACAUCCAUGCGAUAAACUAACGCGAACAAAGAGCAACAACGUAAACCCUAAACAAGAGAAAUUGAACAUUACCGAAAUGAGCAAAAGGAAACUGAGGUAAAUGGCACAAAGCCAGACAGACAGCUCCAUUUCUUCCUCUUCUCUCUGCCACACUCUCACUGCCUCAAAAGGCCAUUGGCAGACCAGACCUCAAAGUCCAGCCAAAGCCCUAACCUUUACAAUUCCAAAUUCCUCCUCAACCUCAGUCUCAGUCACCCUUUUGCUCUUAUUGCCGUGUUCUUCCUUCCCCCACCUUCCAAUCAACUAAAUUUUUUGUCUUUUUUUCUCUCACCGGAAAGUAAAACUCGAAAGGAGACAAGUGAGAUUAUUAGUUCUGCGAUUCACUUCUCUUGCCAUUGCCUUCACCCUCCCUCUCUUCCAACAACCUUCCUUGCUCUUCAUCAUCUGGCAGCUGGGUCUUCUUCUGCGCCUCCUUAGCCUUCAACGCCUGCAAUUUGGCAUGGUUGUAAUACGCAACCCCCAAAAAUGCAAGCCCGUAGCCAACCAAAUUGAUCGGGGUCACGGUAUCCUUGAUCACCGACCACGAGAAGGCAAUCAACAGCCAAUCCUUGACAACCCCGGCCACAUUCAUGGUCAACGCCGACGUCUUGCCCACCAGCAGGAACACGGCGAGGUUCAGGGCAAAAGCACAGAACGAAUUCGUCCCAAACACCACGAAAUCGAAAUGGAAACUCGACGUCUCCCUGAGAACAGGGUACUCGACGAAGAUCCAAGGGAUAAACAGGAAAACCAGGCAGCAAGGGGCAACAUAGUACAAAGAAGUAAUCGGAUUCAGGGUAAUCCCUUUAGAAGUCAACAAGAUCUGAAUCAAUACCAAUCGUGUGGCCUCGAACGCGACCGCGCCCAGCUGCAGCAUCACCCCCCAGACGUCGAACCUCGCCUCGCCGUACGCGGCAAUCGCGACGCCGACGGAGAUCGAGAGCAUGUUGGCCAUGGUGUCGGUCUUGAAGCUCUCCCGCUUGAGCGCAACGCCGAUGGAGUAGACGGCGACGGGCAUCAGGGCUUUCAGCAUCUGGAUGAAGGAGACGGAGAGGUAGAUGUAGGCGGAAUUGGACAGCCAGAGGGAGAGCGAGUAGAGCGCCCCGAUUGGGACGACGGAGGAGAGGUACAUCUCCCGCGACAUUGACACCGGCUCGACGACCUUGAAGACCUUGAUGAGGACGAAGGCGAGGGAGGCGCAGAAGGACAUGUGGAUCAUGGUUAGCGAGAUCGGGUAGGGCCAAUUGUACAUCUUCUUGUCGAGGAUGUACUUGUUGUAGACGAUGACGGUGAAGGAUAGGAAGAUCCAGAUUGCGACGUAGGUGUAGGAGAGGAGGAUUUUUUUGAGGACGGAGUCGCUCAGAGAUCCGCCUUUCCCCAUUGCUGCUGGUGGUCGGUGGCCGGCGGUGGCGGAAGGAGGAGGAGGAGGAGGACUCAGAUCUUGAUUUGGUAAGUGGCGGAGCGGGAGAGAAGAGGGGUUUUGGCCUUUUGGGAGAGAAGAGGGGGGAGAUGGAAGACUGAGUGAGGGAGUUAAAAAAAGGAAGGAAGUUUCAGAGAGAGAAAG
Linum tenue is the source of this 1621-nucleotide messenger RNA. The record is from the annotation of a GenBank genome assembly. Lineage: Eukaryota; Viridiplantae; Streptophyta; Magnoliopsida; Malpighiales; Linaceae.